This is a messenger RNA of Aplosporella prunicola CBS 121167, 1750 nucleotides long. RefSeq lists its product as uncharacterized. The transcript has 2 exons. NCBI's taxonomy places the organism in Eukaryota, Fungi, Ascomycota, Dothideomycetes, Botryosphaeriales, Aplosporellaceae. The record is from RefSeq and is a predicted model, not a curated record. Gene Ontology annotation, molecular function: protein dimerization activity. Bases 59 to 1402 code for a protein of 447 amino acids.
CACCGCUGCCUUCCAAAAUGUCUCCCUUUGCACUACCCGUCCCACCUUCCUCCUCCCAAUGCCUCGCCCAGCACCGCCUCUCACGCCCGCUGCCUCGACUGAUAUCGCCGCUAAGUCGGGCACUGUCGUCGCACAUGAUCCCUCAUGGACCUUGCCACCGGCUGCCAUGGGUGGUGGCAGCAGCAGCAGCAGCAGCGACGUCCGAAGCCUGAGGGGCAGCGUGAGCUCCUCUAGCGUUGCCUCCUGCAAUGCCUCGGACUCGUCAUACCAGCCCAACUCCCCACCUGCCACGGCAGCAUCCACCAGGCCAACGCCGUCUAACGCGUCGAGAAAGCGCACCAGUAACAGCAGCGCUGUGACGGCGAGUGCAAAGGAUGACUUUAAUCUCCCUCCCCCGCCGACGAGAUGUCGCAAAAUCAUACAGAUGAAGCCGAAGUCUGAGCAGCAGGCGCAAAAGCUAGGACAAGACGACGUUGACGGCGAGACUGCCCCCGCCAAGACCAAGGCAAGCGGUGGUGGGAGAAAGAAGAAAGGCGAUGGGACGACGGCUGCGGGGAGAAAGAUUGCCCGCAAGACAGCCCAUAGCCUCAUCGAGCGCCGGAGACGAUCGAAAAUGAACGAAGAGUUUGGUGUGCUGAAGGACAUGAUUCCCGCUUGUGAAGGGCAAGACAUGCACAAGCUUGCAAUAUUGCAGGCGAGCAUUGAAUACAUGCGUUACCUUGAGAAAUGUAUCUCGGAGCUCAAGGCUUCUCGACGUACAGGGAAUCCGUCUCCGUCCGAGGCAUGUGACUUGACGCCCCCUGCACCGGCUCAACCUGUCUCUAGCAAUAAGGAUGAAAGCUACGAUUGUUCGGGCGAAGACGAGGAUCAGGACCAGGACCAGGAUGAGGAAAUGUCUGAUAUCGAUGGACCUCUCUCUCCGACGGCUGCUGCUGCUUCAUAUCCACAAUCUCUCCACACGCAGACAGUGCCUUCUACCAACACAUCUCCAUUGAUUUACCCUGUGGACCAAACAGACCACAGUCAUUUCUCUGCAACAACAUCACCCGCCUUUGGUCCCGUGGACCGGCGCCCGAGUAACUUCUCUUUAACUACAUCGCCGGGUUUCUACGGCAUGAUACCUUCUUCGCAACAAAAUUACCACCGCGCCUUUGGGAGCAUAUCAACAACGACGAGUCCGUCCAUAAUGCCUUCGCCGUCUGUCAUAGGGAUGUCGGAGAGCCGCGAAAGGCACCAUAGCCUUGUGCUUAGCAGCCCGGCUCUGGGACCGCAGCCAGACACGCGGGAGGACCACGAGGCGGCUAUGGCGCUGGGGAUGCUGAACAGUGCUGGCAGGACGUGGGGUGGAGAGGGCGGGGGUAAGGCGAGAGGGAUGAGCGUUCGGGACUUAUUGAGCGGAUGAAAAGGUUUAUAAUGGCUACCUACGAAUGUUGUCUGGGAGUUUAUAAGUACAUGAUUCACGAAAGCAGAGAUCAGCAAUGGACUGGUCCGUAAGCGGAAAUGAUGGCCGGACGCCGAAGCCAUGGAAACGGCGAUGGACGACAUCCGCGUGAAUGGUCACCGGUGAAGGGCAGGGCAGCCGUUGGGGAAAGUGGAGUCUCAGGGGAUGUUUCUAUCGUCUUGACUCUUGAAUCAACGGCGCAGCGACUGGCGGUCAGGGCGUCACGUGUGACAUCAGCGGGCCUGGUGAAACGUGGGGUUGGGUGAGGAACUCUAGGUCACGGGCGGGAGCUUCUUAUGGAAUCCGGAG